AUGAUGAGGUCGGCAGACAGGCAAGGGCAGAAUUAUAAUGAAGCAUGUGUAUACGUGACAAUCGAAGAUAUAAACGAAGAAUCAACUAUUGUGGAAUUGAAAAAUAAAAUGAAAAAACGGUUUACGCCGCUACGAAAAAUUCAAUUUCGUGUUAGUCUAAAUGGUCGAUUUCCAUUGGAGGAAGAACAACGGUUACAAGAAUGUGGCCUGGUUAAUGGAGAUACGAUCUAUGUUUUAUUGACCGAACAACAAUUAAAUGAUUCAACACCUUUCACUGCGAUUUCACCAUUGACAAUAACCACGUCAUCAUCACUCAGUAGUAUCUCAUCUCCACUAUCAUCUUCUAGUUGUAACAGUAACACAAAUAUGAAUCGGAUAAAAUCGUCCAGCGAUAUCCUAACUCAACCACUGACAUUAGACGAAGUUCGAGAUAAUAAAUUAUAUCCAACUAUAAUGCAUAAAUUAUUUGAACAUUCAAAGCCACAAAAUGAUCUUGAUUUUAUUGUAUUAGCUAUUCAUGCUCUCAUGUUGGAAAAUGGCUUUCAAAUGGUUGCUGAUAAUGAUUAUGAUUUAACAUCGUCUAAAAAAUCCAGUACAUUUUAUGUGAUUCGCUAUCGUCACAAAUUAUGUGAAGAAGAAAAUUUACGUUGUUGUUUAGCUAUUAUGAAAACCGAUACAUUGGUAACAAUAGAUGGUGUGAUUAAUUCAAUAUCUCGAGCAUGUGGCAAAUUAUUACUCAAAGCAUCAAAUUAUUUAUAUACGCAAAAAGAGAGUAUGUUUUCUCAUUGUUUUUCUUUCUCUUGAUAAUCUUUUUUUUGUAUUUAUUAGUAUCAGCAUCACAAUCAC
Messenger RNA from Didymodactylos carnosus, 846 nucleotides. Lineage: Eukaryota; Metazoa; Rotifera; Eurotatoria; Philodinida; Philodinidae. The record is from the annotation of a GenBank genome assembly.